UGAACGCGUCAUUGAAGAUGAGAUUCCAGAAAUGGAGACGUUUCGUACAUCAGAAGAGGAACCACAGGAAGACCACAUAGAUCAGAAGGAGGACAAACCCAGCCUGCUGCUCUCCUUCCACACUGAGCCCAAACAAGAACCUCUGGAUUGUGACAGUAAAGCUCAGUGUUCAUUGGUGGGUUCAGAGAUGACAUCAGUGAAGCGGGAUAACUGCAGUCAAACACUGGGACUGAAUGAGUUAAAAAAUGAAGAGGAAGAGAACAUUGGGGCUGUAAUGAAUCAUGAUGAGAUUCCAGAAAUGGAGACGUUUCGUACAUCAGAAGAGGAACCACAGGAAGACCACUUAGAUAUCUUUGAAAGUGACGAAGAUGCUGGAGGAGAUUCUGGCCCGGAUGACAUUCUUAAUGACGACGAAGAAGAUUUGUUUGAUCGAAUUGACCGAAUGGAGGAUAAAAACCGAGAAGCUGGGUCUGAAGCUGGGUCUGAAGCUGGGUGGUUUCAAGAUGGGUCUGAAGAUGGGUGGUUUGAAGAUGGGUCUGAAGUUGGGUCUGAAGAUGGAUGGUUUGAAGAUGGGUCUGAAGAUGGGUGGUCUGAGGAUGGGUGGUCUGAAGAUGAGGCUGAAGAUGAGGCUGAAGAUGAGGCUGAAGAUGAGGCUGAAGAUGAGGCAUACUCUGCUACUCCUCUACAGGGCACCACACCAGUGUCCCGUAGAACCUGUCCACAAAGGCUCUCUGGCACAACUCGCUCAACCCGAGGACAUAGACGUUCACGAUCUGCAAGAAGAUCACGGUCACCACAUGGACCCACACCAGCUGUCCCACCUGCCCAAGCGUGGAAGUCCGAGAAGGAGCAGGAUGUGCCCCCCAUUGUCCCCCGUUUCUUCCCGGCCAGGACCCCUGGGGUUCAGCCUGGUGCAUCAGUACAGGACAGUCCUCUGAGCUUAUUCAAGCUCUACUUCAGUGACUCUGUGGUGAAAACCUUGUGUAAAAACACUAAUAAAAUGGCUAAGAAGAAUAUGGCAAUUGGCAAGAAGUACAAGUGGACUCCCCUCACCCCCCUAUAUUUAUUCAAGUUCCUGGGACUUGCUGUGUACAUGGCCAUCCUGAAGUUGCCUGCUAUAAGUGACUAUUGGAGAAAAAACCACAUGUUCUCUGUCCCUUUUCCAAGCUCACUGAUGACGAGGGACAGCUUCCGUGUGAUCUUCUGGAAUAUACACAUGAGUGACCCUGCUGAGGAUGUGAUAAACGACGCUAAGAAGGGGACAGCUGAUUAUGACAUGCUCUUCCGACUGAGGCCACUCAUGGAUGACAUCAAAACGGCGUGCAAGGCUUUCUACCAACCCCGACAGAACCUUGCCAUUGACGAGAGGAUGGUCGCCUCAAAGGCGAAAACAGGGAUGACCCAAUACGUCAAGGCAAAACCGACAAAGUGGGGAUUCAAACUGUUCGUGUUGGCCGACUCCAGCAAUGGUUACACUAGUGACUUCACAGUCUACGCUGGGAAGAGCAAGUUUGCGUCUGGCUGUGGAAUAUCAUUUGACUCUGUGGUGGAGCUGAUGAAGCCAGCAUUCCUCGGUUCAGGGUACCACAUGUACUGUGACAAUUUCUACACCAGCCCACAUUUGUUCAGACACCUCAGGUCCUUGAAGUUUGGAGCCUGUGGGACAAUCCGUCAAGGAAGAAAGGGGACUCCGGAAACCAAAGUCAAUGCCCUGACCAAGAAGUCCCCACGAGGAUCGCUGAGGUGGAUCAGAGAUGGCGACCUCCUCUUUACAAAAUGGAUGGACGUUAGGGAAGUGGGAAUGUGCUCCACCAUUCAUGCUGCCUUUUCAGGUACCACUGUACAAAGAAAGCAGAAGAACAAGGAAGGAUGCUGGGAAACAUUUGAAAUUCCAAUCCCCACCCCGAUUAUUGAAUACAACAAGUACAUGGGAGGUGUCGACUUGUCAGAUCAACUUCUGAAAUACUACUCGGUGCACCACACAACCAAGAGGUGGUACAGAACCCUCUUUCUCCAUUUCAUGGACAUUGCAAUUACCAACUCCUACAUCCUCCACAAGGAACUCUGCCAGACUGCACAGCGUCAGCCCAUGACACACAAGGUGUUUGUUGAGCAGCUUGCCGCCGAGUUGUGUGGGGUGACUACAUGUGUGGUCGCCACACCAAAGAAGACCGGUCAUACACCAGUGCCCACCAGGGAGCCAACUGAUCUAAGCACGAGGGCCACAGCUGGACGCCUCCGCUGUGAAAAGUGCAAAAAAGAGGGACUAAAGAAAGACACACCUUGGAAGUGCAAUGAAUGUGGUGUUCCACUCUGUCUGAUAGCUGAUAGGAACUGCUUUCACCUGUGGCACAGCUAAAUGGUGAUAUAAAAAUGUUCUGCUUGCUCAUUCAUUAAAAGGGAGGUGGGGGGGUUAUGGGAAGUAUCACAAUAUGUAAAUAGUGCCGUUUGUUUUAUUUCAUUGAUCCUCAAAAUAUUUGGAAAGUUAGUCAAAGCAUAGAGGAACCAGAAUCUGUGUUUAAAAGAUUGUAGUUUUCUAUCAUUGUUGCGCGACAACAUAAUGUAUUAUUUUCUCAUGUUUUUAUGACACAGGAAUAUGCUUUAUAUUUUAUAGUGGACUGCUAGCUGCUGAUCUCAAUAGUUGUAGUCUUUUAGAAAGAGGAAAAAAAAAUGUAACACCUUAAUCUGCUGGCAGGAAUAUUGCUGAAAGACAUCCAAUGUCUUUUUACAUCAAGGGCAUCCACAACAUUGGUACAACAUGGAUCCUAAAUGAAACAGGACAUGACAUCAUGGAUUUGUCAGGUGUUACUUCCAUCCACUCUGUUAUAAUUCACUCCUUCUGGCCCAUUAUGUGUUGAGUCUCUCAGAGACUCAGCUCUGCAUAGGUGGACUCCUUUAAAGAGAAAUGAGACCAAAUGUCUGAAUAUGAAUGUGUGCUCAUUGUUUUUAUGUAAAUAUUGUGAAUGCUGGUGCUUUUUCUGAUUUGACUAAAGUUUGUUUAAAUCAAAGACUCCAUAACUGUGCGCUGCACAUUGUAUAAUUUAAAUUAUCAGUUGGAUAUUAUUGAGAAUUCCUUGGUUUGUGAGACUUUGCGAUGAUCUGUAACUUUUCUUAAAGACAAAUAAAAUUACUUUGAAAUAUAGAGAUGUAGAUAAAAACCUUAAAUUAACCAUCAUCAGUCCUAGUACAUACAGUGGGGAGAACAAGUAUUUGAU
Messenger RNA from Esox lucius (northern pike), 3215 nucleotides. Its product is annotated as piggyBac transposable element-derived protein 4-like. The transcript has 6 exons. The record is from RefSeq and is a predicted model, not a curated record. The coding region runs from base 32 to 2359 and encodes 775 amino acids. Lineage: Eukaryota; Metazoa; Chordata; Actinopteri; Esociformes; Esocidae.